Molecule: messenger RNA, 2238 nt
Organism: Fusarium sp. VM40
Lineage: Eukaryota; Fungi; Ascomycota; Sordariomycetes; Hypocreales; Nectriaceae
Source: the annotation of a GenBank genome assembly
AUGUCGUCCGAUCAAGCUGAUGCCGCCAAGGCGGUCGAGGGCGCCGCUGAGAAGAGCCUGCCUUCUCGCCCUGCCAAGCAACCUAAGGAGAAGCAACCCAAGGAUAAGUCUGCCAAGGGUGGAAAGUCUGCUGGACUCGAGCUACCUGACACACCCGAAUUCAUCCAGCACCGACUCGAUCUCUUCGACAAGAUCAAGGCCCGACAGGAUGCCGAGAUCGCUGCGAAACCCCGCGAGGAAAUCACCAUUUCGCUCCCCAAUGGCAAGGAGGAGAAGGGUACUUCAUGGGAGACCACCCCCGGCGCUAUCGCCAAGGGCAUUUCCAAGUCCCUUUUCGAGCGUACCGUCAUCUCCAGAGUCGAUGGCGAGUUGUGGGAUCUGACCCGACCUCUCGAAAAGAGCUGCAAGCUCGAGCUCCUCGACUUCGACCACACCGAAGGAAAGAAGGUUUUCUGGCACUCGUCUGCCCAUAUUCUCGGCGAGGCCGCUGAGCGACGCUUUGGAUGCUAUCUCUGCAACGGUCCCCCUACCGAGGACCCCCCUGGUUUUUACUACGAUAUGGCCAACAUGGGAGAGCAAGUUAUUGCUGACGAGGACAAGAAGGCUCUUGAGCAGCUCUCUAAUGGCAUUAUCAAGCAGAAGCAGCCUUUCGAGCGUUUGGAGAUGACCAAGGAUGAGCUCCUCGAGAUGUUCAAGUACAGCAAGUACAAGGAGUAUUUCAUUCAACAGCGAGUCCCUGAUGGCACCAAGAGUACUGUUUACCGAUGCGGCCCCCUUAUCGAUUUGUGCCGAGGACCUCACGUCCCUACCACCGGUAACAUCAAGGCCUUUUCCGUCCUCAGAAAUUCGGCCGCCUACUGGCUAGGUGACAGCAACAACGAGUCAGUCCAGCGUAUCGCCGGUAUCUCAUUCCCCGACAAGAAGGCCCUUGAGGAAUACAAGCACUUCCUCGCCGAGGCUGCCAAGCGCAACCACCGAAAAAUUGGUCAAGACCAGAAGCUCUUCUUCUUCGACGAGGCUUCUCCCGGAUCCGCCUUUUUCCUGCCUCACGGUGUGCGCAUUUACAAUGCCUUGAUGGAGCUUAUCAAGGGCGAGUACCAAAAACGUGACUUCGACGAGGUCAUGUCCCCCAACAUGUACAAGGCGGAUCUAUGGAAGACCUCCGGUCACUGGGGACACUACGAGGAGAACAUGUUCACCUUUGAGGUUGAGAAGGAGAAAUUUGGCCUGAAGCCGAUGAACUGCCCUGGACACUGCAAGAUCUUUGCCCACUCCGACGUUACCUACAAGGACCUCCCAUGGAGGAUGGCCGAUUUUGGUGUUCUGCACCGUAACGAGUUCUCUGGUGCCCUGUCGGGUCUUACUCGAGUCCGUCGUUUCCAGCAGGACGAUGCUCACAUUUUCUGUACCGUUGACCAGAUCCGAGAGGAAAUCGAGUCUGCCUUCGACUUCUUGAGCAGCGUGUACGGCAUCUUCGGCUUCACUUUCAAGCUCAAGCUUUCUACCCGACCUGAGAAGUAUGUCGGUGACAUUGCCACCUGGGAUGCUGCGGAGAAGAAGCUCGAGGAGGCUCUUGAGUCAUUCGCGGAGAAGACCGGCGCCAAGUGGGAGUUCAACCCUGGUGAUGGUGCUUUCUACGGUCCCAAGAUCGAUAUUGCUCUGUACGAUGCCCUGAAGCGAGAACACCAAUGCGGUACCAUGCAGCUCGACUUCAACUUGCCCCGACGAUUCAAGCUUCGAUAUGUUGCCAACAAGGGCGAGACCGGAGUCAGCGAUGGCAGCAACCCCGAGGAGGAGCUCCCUGCCGGAUACGCACGCCCCGUCAUGAUUCAUCGAGCCGUGCUGGGCAGCUUCGAGCGAAUGUUUGGUAUUCUCACAGAGCACUUUGCCGGCAAGUGGCCUUUCUGGCUCAGCCCUCGACAAGUCUUGGUCGUCCCUGUCAUGCCUGCCGCCAACGACUACGCCAAGGAGGUCCAGCAGAUCUUCCGGGCAAAGGGAUUGUACAGUGACGUGGACCUGAGCAGCAACACCUUCCAGAAGAAGAUCCGCACCGGUCAACUGGAGCAGUAUAACUUCAUAUUUGUUGUUGGCGCCGAGGAGGCCAGUUCCCGCACCCUCAACAUUCGUAACCGAGACGACCAGGCCACCCAAGCCAAGGGUGAGCUGGUCCCUAUUGACGAGGCUCUUGAGAAGCUGGUACAGCUCAAGGUUUCGCGAGGGCUCACCAACAAGCUGUAA